AUGGAGACGUCCUCCUCGUGCAAAGCUCCGGCGAUGAUGAGGAGUAGUACGUCGCAGACGACGACUCGAGGAGGAGGAAGAAGAGCGAGAUCUGCUGAUUUUGCGAACCCGGCGCGUCGACAAAACGAUAUCGAUGAUGAUGAUGAUUCUAAUACGAAUAAUAAAAGAAAAUCCGUGCGCGCGAGGAGCUCGAGACGAAACGUCGGGGACAACGCGAACAUCGUGUAUUCUUUGGGACCAGAAAAGACAUCGAAGGAACCCACGAAAAUGUAUUAUCGACAACAGUGGCCAAACGAGUGCACGGAGAUCAUAUGCGAAGAUGGAUCGUCGGUGUAUUGCUUUUCGUAUGGCGGUGGUAAAGGCGUAGGAAGAGCAAACGCGCAGAGUUCAAAAGCAACCGCAAAAGGGGGAGAUUUUGUUGUUCAAUCAUCAUCAUCAUCAGAAGAAGAUUUAAACGCGCGCUUAAACGCAAUCACGAUGUCCUUUCGCGAGCAAAGAAAAACGACGACGAGUUUUUCAUCAUCGGUGACGACGAAGGAAAACAUCACGGAAACGAUGGUAAACGCGGCAAUUCAAGCGUCGUCGAAGAGAUCGCAAGAGUAUUGCGACGCGUACGCGGAGGAAGCGAUGAAAAAGUUACGAGAGGAGGAGGAAAAAGGACCUUCCGCGGCAGUCGCCAAAAACGAACCAGAAAAGGAAGACGAUAUGCAAGGGCGGUUGGACGCGAUCAUUCGCGAACACCGCAAAAAGCAAGAAGAAGUCCUGAAAUCGACUGCUUCUGCGUCGUCUUUGAUGGAAGUUACGCGCGAGGAGAAGGACGAAGAAGGCGACUUGUACGCUCGGUUGAACGCCAUCGCGGAGGAGUUCAGAGCGAAAAGAGGCGAAACAAGCAAACCAAACUUAUCGAUUCAAGGUAAGAAUGGAGGCAUGUCUGGUAUGGCGUCGUUCUAUUCCGCGCCUGGAUACGCUGGAUUUUCCUGGGUUGGAGAGGAAGACGUUGAAAUGGAAGACGACCACGACCACGACCACGACCACGAUAAUGAUCAUGAUAAUCACGGAGAAGAAACGCGAGGUGACCACUCCGGUCGAGUUGGAAAGACGUCGUUUUACUCCUCGGCUGGUUAUGCUUCGUUUGCAUACGCCGUUGACGCCGUUUGGGACGUGUUAGUCGUUCCUCCGACCUCCUCCUCCUCGUCCUCCUCGUCCUCGCCAAACGUCACAUCGAAAGAGUGGGGUCAGAAAAUCGGCGAGAACAACACGAUAUUCUCUACCUCUGGUAUCGCGUAUAAAUCAAAACCAGUCACGCAAUCAUCUUCUAGCAUCAUAGCUGAAUCCGUGAGCAGAGAGCAGACUGCGCAGAUUAAAAAAGCAUGGAAGCGCGUGGACGCGAGAUUUGAUUUGCCCGGGCCUCCGAACAUGUGGACUCGCAUGGACAACGAGGAAAAGUUUUUAGCGAUCGCCUUAUCCGUUGCAACGUGUAUCAUUUGCUAUCAAAAUGCACCGCCAGUUGUGAGAAAACCGGUCCAAGCGGCAACGUCGUCGGUGAAGAAGUUGGCGCAUAUUUCGCGCUCGACCCAACCUCCGGCUAUGCCCAUGACGAAGAAAGAGAAGAAAGCUGCACAAAAAGCCGCAGCUGCAAAAAAGAAAGCAAAAGUGGCAUCGAUUAAUCAGUCGAUCGGGGAGCUUUCCCGUGCUAAGAAACGCGCGGCGAGCAUGAUACCAGGCGAUGAUGUAGCUCCGGGACAAUUUCUUGCCAUCAUCCGAGGCGACGGCACCAUCGAUUACACGUUGCGAAACGUGUUUUUCCUCGUGACAUUUUCGUUUUUAGCUCGCAUUAUUAUGAAGCAAUACGAUCUCAAACCUUUCGGAGCAAUUAGCGGAGCAGCGCGCGCCAUUGGAUCAACCGCGAACGCGCUCGUCAACACGGGAUUCAAAGAUGAAGAAAAAUUCGCGGCCGAUAAAGAAGCGAUACGAAUUGCUGCUGAAAUCAAAGCCAAAAAAGCUGCCGAGAGAAAAGCAGAGAAAGAAUCGAAACGUCUUUUGAGCAGACAAAAGGAUCUCGACGAUGCUAAGAUUUCCGCCAUCGUUGACUCGAAACUGCAAACUAUUCGCCGCGAAAACGACGUUCUGUUGAACAAAGUGAGCAAGUUUUUCGAAAACGAAGAAAUUGAAAUGGUUGCGCAACUCAUGAAAGAGAAUGACGCCAAGAUUGAAGCCGUCGUCGCGCAGGUGAAAUAUGCAAAAGCCGAGCGAAACGCUUUUAAACGUCUCAUGGAGAACGAGAUGUACAAGGCGUCUUCCGCUGUCGCAAAUAGCACUACCUCCGCCAAGUCGGUAUCGGCACCGUCUCUUCCUUCUUUCUCCGGGCAAAAAGGCGCCAACUCGGACAACAUGGAAGUGAAGCAAUUCUAUGAGAAUAAGAUUGAAGAGAUUAAGAAGGAUGCUGAAAUUGCCAAGCACUCGUUCGCGUUCUUCAAGAAAGAAUACAUCGCCAAAGAAGACGCGAUGAAGAAAGACUUUGUCGAGAAGGAAAAGCAAACGGCGCUCGAGGUGAAGCAAAAAAUCGACGUUUUAUCUCAACAACUGAAAGAAAGCCAAGAAGAGUUUGAGAGAGCGCGUAAAGACGCGGAAAUUGCGUUGAAGCUCGCGUUGGAAAACGAAGACAGCGAGCGAUUGGAACAACUGGAGAAAGAUUUGAAGGCGUCGAAAGAGGCGCUCGCGAAAGAACGAGACACCAACGUAGUCGCGGCGCAAAAGAGAGAGGAAGAAGUGUUGGCCCGGAACAAACUCGAGCUCGACGCGAAACUCGCCGCGCUCGAAGAAGACUUCAAGCAACGAGAAGCAGCCAUGAAGUUAAAAGUCGACGCCGCCGAAGCGAAGGCGAAAGAGUUUGAGCGUAAAAACUUUCAAACCGUCUCCGAAAUGAAACUACAAUCGAACAAAGACGUCAACGACGCUUUAUCCUCCGCCCGAGCGAGUUUCGCCAAGGAAAAAGAAGAAUUGUUGCGAAAAGUAGAGGAAGAGAGGCUCCAAUCGAGAUUGGAAGUCCAACGCGAGAAGGAGGCUAUUCGACAAAAAAGCGACGAGUUAAUCGACGAAAUUGCUUUGGAGUUUAGACGCGAAAUCGAAACUCGAAGUUCUCGAUGA
Bathycoccus prasinos is the source of this 3147-nucleotide messenger RNA. RefSeq lists its product with no specific name. The transcript has a single exon. The record is from RefSeq and is a predicted model, not a curated record. Lineage: Eukaryota; Viridiplantae; Chlorophyta; Mamiellophyceae; Mamiellales; Bathycoccaceae. Bases 1 to 3147 code for a protein of 1048 amino acids.